AUGAGAUCAAUCACUCCAGAUCUAGUUUAAGCUUCAAGAGAUGUUGACCCAGCUCAGGCUCAAAUCUUUUAAAAUGCCUCAAUGAUAUAAUCCUUCAACCUUAAUAAUACUUCAUUAACAAACUCACUGAUAAUGAACUCAGGUCUAUAAAGUCAGAAGUCUCUUAUAAAAACUACUCCUUAGCAGAUAAGUAAAUCGACUUUAAAAUUAAGUCGUAACGUUCACUCAAGUAAAAGCAUUGAAAGAUCUGGGAGUAAAGGGCAUUUAAAUCAGAAUAUUGGAGGUUCUUUUGGCAUGAAUAAUCACAAUGGCAGUGGAUCUUAAAAUCCAGUGUUAACCAAGCAAACAAUACAAAAUAACACGAUAGCUAGUCUAGGAGGAGGAGCAAGUGAUAACAAUUCAAGCAUCAAUGGCUUAACAAAUGGCUUUUAAAAUAACAUAAUUAAUCAGCAAAAUACAAACUCAAUAGGCAGUCACAUUUAAAGUGGGAGAACAAGUGCUAAAUUCAAAUUAGAGGAUGAUGUCCUUUUUAGAGGUAAAUAUAAAGCAUUGAAGGCAGAGAAUAAAAAACUUAAGGAACUGCUUAGGACUAAUGAGUCUAUUUUAGGAAGCAAAAUUAACGAAUCAAAAUACGAAUAAUAGUAGACAGUAGCUUUGUGUAAUUUAAUAUUCCCUAUAAUUUCUGGAGUUCUUGGUGCAAAAAAUUUCUAAAACCCUAAUUCACCUUAGCCUAAAACUUUCAGUGAACUUAUAAAUUAGCUAGAGGAGCUUCAUCAAGCCAUAAAAAAAGGAUCCAUCGGGAACUUAGUUGUAGAUUUUUAAGUAGCAAAAGCUGAAUUAAGCAUAAUAAAAAAAGAGAAUGAUCAAUUAAAGCAGGACAAAGCGAAAUUCGAUUCUUAAGUAGAAAGCUUCAAAUAGACAAUAAUGAGAAAUGAAAUUCUUCAUAAGUAUAAGAUCAAUAGAUUUAUCUACCAAGUAAGAGAACUGAAAUCCUUGAAGAAACAAGUGGCUUCAUACUUCACGAGUGAUCAAAACAACUACUAAAUCUUUAGUAGAUCAAACUAACAUAAAACAGGUGCUGAUACCUAAAUGCAAAACUCUUAAAAUAAUGCUAAUCGUCCACUAUCAUUUUCAAAUCAGACAUUGAAAGAAGAUAAUAAUAUGAUAAACUAUACUAGUCCCUAAUAGAAUCCUCUGCCCUCAUUUUUAAGAGUCUUGGCCGCUGAAGAGCUGCUUGAGGAUAGAGAAUAUGAAUAAGAUAGAAAUAUGGGUCAUAUAGAUUCUCCUUCAUUCAUCAACAGAAAUGAAAAGUUAGAGAAUGAAAUGUCUUCUCAAGAAUAGCAGAAUUAAAUAUAACAAUAGCAACCUGUACAUUAGUAGGAGAAGUAAGAAAAAUAGGCUGAUAUUAAAAAAAGUAAAAUAAGCAAUCAGUUCCCAAUCUAAGUCACAAAGGAAACAAGAUCUAGGUCUCACUUGCUAGAUGCUUCUAAAAAUACCAGCAUCCCAGAAAUUUCAUCUCAAGAUCUAGGCCCAAAGAAAUAUCAGCAAUAAGUAAUUAAUCUUAACAAUAUGAAAGGACUCCAUUUCCACCAGCAAAGUAACAACUAUAUAGGCAGUGGACAGAUCAGCAUGACUAGUCAAAACCAAAAUGAUAUUAUUUUGACUUAGCCAAGUCAAAUAUAAAUAAUAACUCAGGCACAACAAAGAAGGAAGCAAGAGCUAGGUGAUGGUAGUGAAACCUAGAGAGUUAACAAAAACGACAUUAAGGUAGAAAUGAAAAAGGACGAUAGAAAGUCAAGUUUCUCACCUUCAAUCUUUGUGAGGAGAUAUCUUCCUUUCUUCAAAUGA
This is a messenger RNA of Stylonychia lemnae, 1848 nucleotides long. NCBI's taxonomy places the organism in Eukaryota, Ciliophora, Spirotrichea, Sporadotrichida, Oxytrichidae. The record is from the annotation of a GenBank genome assembly.